GCUACUGAAGCUUUCAAAGACUAUUUUAUUCCCAUAGGUGCAAAAGUGCGGGGCAUACCCCCUAAGGCUAGUGAGGACUCAGCACUUACUCCUUUACCUAAAGUCGUCGUGGUACCGGAACUUACCGAUGGGUUAUUCGGGAUUAAAUUGUGUUAUUAUCGACAUGGUCAGUCCAUGUAGAAUAAACAAAGGGAGACUUGGCUAAGGCGUUGACUACCUACGUUACCUUAGAUGGAAAUGAAGUCUGUAAACUAACCUAUUGAAAAGAUUUCCGCAUCGGUCAGCGGCCGGACCGGGCUCGGUUACUGGAAAAUCCCACGGGAUCCUAAGCAGUGACUGGGGAUUCGUCAAUGUACGAUUUGUUUGCCUUAGUGGAAAGUUUUGGCAACAAUUACUGCGCCGUAAUUCAGAGGCCCUCGUGGAUUAUGCUCCUUACCUACUACACGUAGUUAGGUAAGUGCAAGGAAGUGCGAUGUUACAAUAUAUUACAAUAUGAGGUUCUAGAAGGCUGUCACAAACGGAACCGCAAUGGCAGAUAUUCAGCUGAAAUAUAAAUACGAGAGAGGGAAGGCAACAAUUAAAGUAGCUACGACUUCACUCCUAACAUAUCCUACAGCUCGUCUCUUCAAGUCCAAAAAGUCGUAUUAAAUCAUUCAAGACACUAUGCACAAGAAUAUCCUUCUUUUCUCUGCCUUCGCCCUCCAGGCUUCGGCCUUGAAUGAGACUAUCUCAGGCUACAAAUACUUCUUAUCCGGUCCCAAAUUAGCCCAGACGAAGACUGAGUACGAGCAUGCCGCCGCAGAAAAGGCCCUAUCUUUAGUUGAGGCGCGUCUAGAUGGGUCCCUCCCUGCUCUCCCCGAGGACAGCGUUGCCGCCAUUCUGAAGCUCAAACAAGAUAUCGGUACCGAUGGACUGAAGGUGCUGCUAGCGCCCGAUCAGGACGAUGCCGACAAGUUCUGGCAUGGCGUGAUCAACAGGUCAGGCGACGGAUGGGUACCUGCCGAUGCGCGGGGCGUCGUUUUUCUACCCAACGUUUCGUUUGCGCAGUUCGCGGCUUGGUACGCGUCGCCGAACGCAGAUGCUGCCAACUUGGCCGCCAACCCCGAGCAUUAUGCAAAGGACACCGUGACGAUCCCUACCGGUCUGUCAUCCGCGAUUCUAGAGGGCUGGGGAGGCGUGACCACCAACUUCACCAUUCCCAACUUCAACGCGCCAGACCGAGCCAAAGACCCAUUCUUACGGGAAUUGCCUGACUUCCCCGUCCAACAAGCCGGCGACAAGGUCCUGCGUGACGGAACCAGGUUCGGUGCUCUACACAUCUCGCUCCGUCCCGUGAAGGGCGCGGACUAUGGUCAACCGAUUGACGGCUUCGAGGUGUACUCGACUGUGUGGUACCAGGACGGUGCUGAGGAUGACCACUUAGAGCAGGAGCGCCGCCAUAUGGUCAUUGAGAUUGUCAAUUUGACCCUCCAGGCCCAGAAAGAUAUCGAGAGCGGCAAGUUCUCUGCUUAGUUGAAGCGAGAAGCUUUUGAGCGAUGUAUAUAUAUCUCUUACCAGUUCAAGGAACGGACGUUUAUACCAAGAUGGGACUUCUUAGGUUCAAAAUCGAAGGGCAGGCCUAAGGUAAGGGCCUAAAAAGAUCUGUCCAACUUAGUUAGUAUUAAUAAUAAAUAAAGCCUAAAAUAACUAUUCAAA
Daldinia loculata is the source of this 1695-nucleotide messenger RNA. RefSeq lists its product as uncharacterized. NCBI's taxonomy places the organism in Eukaryota, Fungi, Ascomycota, Sordariomycetes, Xylariales, Hypoxylaceae. Bases 664 to 1512 code for a protein of 282 amino acids. The transcript has a single exon. The record is from RefSeq and is a predicted model, not a curated record.